Molecule: messenger RNA, 1809 nt
Organism: Seriola dumerili (greater amberjack)
Lineage: Eukaryota; Metazoa; Chordata; Actinopteri; Carangiformes; Carangidae
Product: piggyBac transposable element-derived protein 3-like
Exons: 3
Coding region: 1-1809 (602 amino acids)
Source: RefSeq, a predicted model, not a curated record
AUGGCGGCAAACAUGACGGAAGAUUCAAUCGGCCGCUCCAUACACAAACAUCGACCAGAACGUUUUUCUGUGCAAAAAGCUUUGGAGCUACUUGGGUUAAUUGAUGGAGACAACUCAGAUUUAGAAUUGUCUGACAACGAUGAUCCCAUCCUGGAUGAACAUUACCAACCAUCACCACAGGAGGAAAGCAGCAGUGAGGAUGAGGGUGACAGUAGUGAUGAUGAGGAGCCCAUUCCCGAGCCCACUGAGCAUAGCAGAGGACGACGUGGAAUACGCUGGAAGGCUACUCCAUUGACGCCGAACCUCGCAGAGUAUCAGCAUCAGGAUGAAACUGAUCUGGACAGACAUGGCUGGACCCCACUAGACUAUUUUGAACAGUACAUAGAUAGAGAUCUGAUGACACUGAUUUCAGAAUGUUCUAAUGUCAUGUCACUGUCUAAGAGUGGGGACCCACUCAACAUGUCAGUCAAUGAGGUUUACCACUUUUUUGGUGCCUGUAUUUUGAUGUCCUGCAUCCGAUAUCCAACCAUUAGGAUGUAUUGGUCCAAAGCCUUGAAAAUCACUGCCAUCACUGACAGAUUCACGCGUGCCAGAUUCUUCAAACUGAGGGGAGCAAUAAAAGUAGUAAUUGAUGAUGAUGUGCCUGAAGACCUGAAGAUGUCUGACAAAUUCUGGAGGGUGAGGCCUUUUCUGGAUCGGAUUCUGCGAGGCUGCAAGUCUCUGAAUCGACCUGAUUGCGCAUCAAUUGAUGAGCAGAUGAUACCUUUCACAGGAGCUUGUCCGUACAGACAAUAUCUGCCAAUGAAGCCAAACCCAGUUGGCAUAAAGAACUUUGUUUGUGCUACAGCAGAUGGCAUUGUGCUUGACUUUGAGCUCUAUCAAGGUACAAAUUCACUGAUGGAGAAGGUCGAAGAACCCGAGGGCCUGGGUUUGGGAAGCUUAGUCAUUGAGUGUCUGUGUCAAACUCUGCAACGUGGCACAAAAGUGUAUUGUGACCGGUUCUUCACCACCAUCAAAGGUGCGCAACAAAUGAUGGAGAAGGAGCUGUACCUAACUGGUACAAUAAUGAAAAAUCGACUUGCUGGAGCGAACCACAAGUUACCCUGUGACAAAGCCAUGAAAAGCGCAGGAAGAGGUACUUCAUCAGAAGUGUCCGCUGAAGAUGGAAAGUUGUGUGUAGUGAAGUGGUACGACAACAAACCAGUAUUGAUGAUGUCUGUUGUUCAUGGUACACAGCCUGAAGACACCUGCCAGCGCUGGGACAAGAAGUUGAAACAAUAUGUCACUGUUUCGCGACCAAGCAUUGUCCGUGAGUACAACACCAAGAUGGGUGGAGUUGACUUGAUGGAUAGAAUGAUCAGUUACUAUCGCAUGAGCACCCGUACUAAGAAGUGGACAAUGCGGAUGGUAAUGCACUUCACGGAUCUGGCUUUAGCCAACAGCUGGCUACUCUACCGCAAAGACCAUGCAAUAUGUGCUGGACCAAAAACAAGACCCAUCCAGUUCCUUCAGUUCCGUAUGGAAGUAGCAAAGAUCCUUUUGGCCCAGCAUCACAGUGCUGACCUAUCGGAACAAUCAGAGGAAGAAGAAGAUUCAAAUCAAGCGGGAAAACGUCAUGUGACAGAGUUGCCCCAUGUCUCAGUCCGCAGAAGGGCUAAUGCCCACCUCCCAGAGAUGAUUAGCCUGAAGAAUGCGAUGCACUGCAGACAACCAGGCUGCACCGGAAGAACCCGAGUGCGUUGUGUGACCUGCAAAGUGUUCUUGUGCUUGCAAACCGAACGCAACUGUUACUCAGACUUUCACACAUAG